Molecule: messenger RNA, 4854 nt
Organism: Pseudophryne corroboree (corroboree frog)
Lineage: Eukaryota; Metazoa; Chordata; Amphibia; Anura; Myobatrachidae
Product: probable E3 ubiquitin-protein ligase MID2
Exons: 2
Coding region: 1-1581 (526 amino acids)
Molecular function (GO): zinc ion binding; protein binding
Source: RefSeq, a predicted model, not a curated record
AUGGCGUCUGCUGAUCUGAGACAGGAGCUGGACUGUUCUAUCUGCCUGAGCAUUUAUACUGACCCUGUAACCCUGAGAUGUGGCCACAACUUCUGCCGGGUCUGUAUUGAUCGUGUGCUGGAUACACAGGAGGGGGCUGGAGUAUAUACCUGUCCUGACUGCAGAGCAGAGAGUCAGGAGCGUCCUGCACUGCAGAGGAACAUAACGCUGUGUAACAUAGUGGGGAGUUUCCUGUCUACUCGGCCUGAUCAGGAGGAGACUGGGAUCCUCUGCACUUACUGUAUUCACUCUCCUGUACCUGCUGCUAAAUCCUGUCUGCAUUGUGAGGCUUCUCUGUGUGAUAAUCACCUGAGAGUACACAGCAAGUCACCAGAGCACGUCUUAUGUGACCCCACCACUGCCCUGGGGAACAGGAAAUGCUCCGUCCAUAAGAAGAUCCUGGAGUAUUACUGCACUGAGGACUCUGUCUGUAUCUGUGGGUCCUGCAGGCUGGAUGGAGAACACCGGGGACACCUGGUGGAGAUGCUGGAUGAGGCCUCUGAGAAGAAGAAGGAGAAGCUGAGGAAUGUUCUGCAGAAACUGACCACAAAGAGAGCGGAGACUGAGAAAAGAGUGCAGAGUCUGCAGGAGUGCAGGAAAGAAGAUCAGAGAAAAGCAGAUGGUGUAAUAGAGACAGUGACUGCCCUGUUUAGAGACAUCAGGAGACAGCUGGAAGACCUGGAGAAGAGAGUCCUGAGUGAGAUCUCCAGGCAGGAACAGCGCGUUUCACUCUCAGUCUCUGAUCUGAUCCAGCAGCUGGAAAUAAAGAAGGACGAGCUGUCCGGGAAGAUGCGUCACAUUGAGGAGCUGUGUAACAUGGGUGACCCAGUGACUGUCUUACAGGAACCAGACACAGGGGACUUGUGUGAUACUGAGGACACAGAGAGACAUGAUACCCAGGUCCGUGGUGCAGGAGAUCUGGAUGUGGGUCUCAUCUCAGGGACAUUACACACAUUAUCUGAUAUAAUAACAGGUAUAAAUACAGGGAUCUAUGUGCAGGGACCUGCAGACAUAUUACUGGAUGUAACCACAGCUGGUGAUUAUAUACAGAUAUCAGGUGACAGGAAAACUGCAUCCUGGACACCAAGUCAGAAUCACCCAGUAACACCAGAGAGAUUUCAGUGGUAUCAGGUAAUAAGCACCAGGAGAUUCUCCUCAGGGCGACAUUACUGGGAGGUGGAUGUCAGUAAGUCAGUGGUGUGGAUGGUGGGGAUGUGUUAUCCCAGUAUAGACAGGAGAGGGAGUCAGUCAUACAUUGGAUAUAAUAACAAGUCCUGGUGUUUGGAAAGGUGUAAUAAUCAGUACUUAGUGUUACAUGACAGUAAGUGGAUCUCAAUACCUGACAAUACCCCCUGUGACAGAGUGAGGGUGUAUCUGGAUUAUGGGGCAGGACAGAUGUCCUUUUAUUCUCUGUGUGACCCCAUCAGACACUUACACACCUACACUGCCGCCCUCACUGAGCCCCUCCAUGCUGCUUUCCUUGUAUGGGAUGGAUGUAUAACUAUAUGUGGGGGAGUCAGGAGCCGGGAGAAAUUACCAUAAGAAAUCUACCCAGAUACUGGUGACAUCACAGGGAGAGAAAUCUGACAGGUGAAAGAUUCUGAGUGGGUGGAUCUACAGGUACAUCUGAGCCCCUGUGUAACAAGAUGACCAGUGUGUCUUCGGGAUGGCCAUCGUGUGUUCACCAUCGAUGGUUGCCAUUGAUGGUGAAACUCUGAGUGGCCAUUGAUGGCCAUCAACUAUGCUAUGGGAGACCAUCGAUGGUUUCACUCAUCGAUGGUCAUUCCUGUUAUUUCAGUGAAUGAUCCACGGGCUAAUCACAGCCUAGGGCAGGGCUUCACGGGUGUUGGGGGCGGAGCUAUGCUCCGAGUCCUGGCAUUUGUUUACGCUAUGACAUUGAUGGAGGGAAACUAUCUGGUUCUCUCCCAUCGAUUGGCAAAAGAAUUCGACAUCGGCCAUAAACUAUCGAUGAUUAGGAAUCAUUGAUGGUCGAUGGCCAUACCUAGUGUGUCUGAAAUGUGUUCCCAUGUUGGUAGGGAUGGCAUCAGUGGGUUUCCUAUUGUACGCUCCCAGGUGCAGUACAGCUACAUGUCUAUUGUACACUACCAGGUGCAGUACAGCUUGUACACAUGUCUAUUGUAUACUACCAGGUGCAGUACAGCUUGUACACAUGUCUAUUGUACACUCCCAGGUGCAGUACAGCUUGUACACAUGUCUAUUGUACACUCCCAGGUGCAGUACAGCUUGUACACAUGUCUAUUGUACACUACCAGGUGCUGUACAGCUUGUACACAUGUCUAUUGUACACUACCAGGUGCAGUACAGCUUGUAGACACAUCUAUUGUACACUCCGGGUGCAGUACAGCUUGUACACAUGUCUAUUGUACUCUACCAGGUGCAGUACAGCUUGUACACAUGUCUAUUGUACACUCCCAGGUGCAGUACAGCUACAUGUCUAUUGUAUACUCCCAGGUGCAGUACAGCUUGUACACAUGUCUAUUGUACACUCCCAGGUGCAGUACAGCUUGUACACAUGUCUAUUGUACACUACCAGGUGCAGUACAGCUUGUACACACAUCUAUUGUAUACUCCCAGGUGCAGUACAGCUUGUACACACAUCUAUUGUAUACUCCCAGGUGCAGUACAGCUUGUACACAUGUCUAUUGUAUACUCCCAGGUGCAGUACAGCUGUACUCACGUCUAUUGUACACUCCCAGGUGCAGUACAGCUUGUACACAUGUCUAUUAUAUACUCCCAGGUGCAGUACAGCUUGUACACAUGUCUAUUGUACACUCCCAGGUGCAGUACAGCUUGUACACAUGUCUAUUGUAUACUCCCAGGUGCAGUACAGCUUGUACACACAUCUAUUGUAUACUCCCAGGUGCAGUACAGCUUGUACACACAUCUAUUGUAUACUCCCAGGUGCAGUACAGCUUGUACACAUGUCUAUUGUAUACUCCCAGGUGCAGUACAGCUGUACUCACGUCUAUUGUACACUCCCAGGUGCAGUACAGCUUGUACACAUGUCUAUUGUAUACUCCCAGGUGCAGUACAGCUUGUACACAUGUCUAUUGUAUACUCCCAGGUGCAGUACAGCUUGUACACACAUCUAUUGUAUACUCCCAGGUGCAGUACAGCUUGUACACACAUCUAUUGUAUACUCCCAGGUGCAGUACAGCUUGUACACAUGUCUAUUGUAUACUCCCAGGUGCAGUACAGCUGUACUCACGUCUAUUGUACACUCCCAGGUGCAGUACAGCUUGUACACAUGUCUAUUGUAUACUCCCAGGUGCAGUACAGCUUGUACACAUGUCUAUUGUAUACUCCCAGGUGCAGUACAGCUACAUGUCUAUUGUACACUCCCAGGUGCAGUACAGCUGUACACAUGUCUAUUGUAUACUCCCAGGUGCAGUACAGCUGUACUCACGUCUAUUGUAUACUCCCAGGUGCAGUACAGCUUGUACACACAUCUAUUGUAUACUCCCAGGUGCAGUACAGCUUGUACACAUGUCUAUUGUAUACUCCCAGGUGCAGUACAGCUGUACUCACGUCUAUUGUACACUCCCAGGUGCAGUACAGCUUGUACACAUGUCUAUUGUAUACUCCCAGGUGCAGUACAGCUUGUACACAUGUCUAUUGUAUACUCCCAGGUGCAGUACAGCUACAUGUCUAUUGUACACUCCCAGGUGCAGUACAGCUGUACACAUGUCUAUUGUACACUCCCAGGUGCAGUACAGCUGUACACAUGUCUAUUGUACACUCCUAGGUGCAGUACAGCUGUACACAUGUCUAUUGUACACUCCUAGGUGCAGUACAGCUUGUACACACGUCUAUUGUAUACUCCCAGGUUCAGUACAGCUUGUACACACGUCUAUUGUAUACUACCAGGUGCAGUACAGCUACAUGUCUAUUGUAUACUCCCAGGUGCAGUACAGCUUGUACACAUGUCUAUUGUACACUCCCAGGUGCAGUGCAGCUUGUACACAUGUCUAUUGUAUACUCCCAGGUGCAGUACAGCUUGUGCACACGUCUAUUGUACACUCCCAGGUGCAGCUGUACACAUGUCAGAAUGAAGAUAUGUAUACACAAUAUUGUCUAUUUUUCAUUUACAAGCUUAUUCCUAUAUAAAGAUAUCAGUAAUAAAUCAGUGAUGGAUCCGUUGUACAAUAAAUGAUCUAGAAGUCACUAUUAUUUAUCCUGUAAUUGUGUGUCACUCUCUCAGGCCGGUCUGGGUGCUUGGUGUUUGUGUAUCACUGUUGGGUGUCAGAUACAUAUAAGUCACACAAUAAAGGUGCUGUUUAGUAUUGGCAGUAUACCAUAGAGCUGGUACUUAUACCAUCCUGUACCCUCACCUCUCUGCCCCACAGUCACCCACACAUGGUUUCCCAUUGCAGGAGUCACAGUAACCUGUGUACAGGGUACCAUCUGCUUUAUAUGGGCCCAAUGUGCCCCAGUUCCCCACAUCUGGGGGCAUAGCCUGACUAGGGUAAUACAGAAUCUCAUAUAGCUCAGUUAUUACUACCACUAAGAAUGAGGAUGGCGGGGGAUGUACAAUUGUGCAGAAUGUCCUGUUAUACAAAAGUAACAAUGACUGCCACACAGACCUGAGGUUAUGAGUUCCCUUCCUGACCUGAUCACUCUCUGUGUGGAGUUUGUAUUUUCUUUGUGUGUUUCCUCCCACACUCCAUACACAUACUGGUAGGGUAAUUGGGAUGUGACACAGUGUGUAUGUGUGGACAUGUAAUAGGGAAUAUAGACUGUAAUCUCCACCGGGCGGGAACUGACAUAAGUGACUGAAAUAUGCUGUGUACAGCG